AUGAUGCAACACUCGCACAGACGUGCAAAAAAGCAAAAUGGAGCAGCACUGCGAACAAACAGUCUGGGCUCCGGCACGCGGACGCCACCGCUCGAGAGGAAGAGCAAGUUUUCAGCGUUCGGUAGACUCUUCAAGCCGUGGAAGUGGAAACGGAAAAAGAAAUCAGACAAAUUUGAGGCCGCGUCAAGGUCUCUCGAAAGGAAAAUCUCUGUUCGCGCAAACAGAGAUGAGCUUGUACAAAAAGGAAUAUUACUGCCCGAAAGCCCCUCGUCGCCCAUUUCCGAAAACAGUCCAUCAGGCGACACGCCACUUUCCCAAAAGCCCCCGACGCCUCAGCAGCAGCAAGCUCAUCACCACCACCAGCUGCAGCAACAGCUCGCCCAGCAGCUGCAGCAACAGCACCAACAUCAGCAAUCCGGCGGUGGGGGUAUGCCCGCGGCAACGCCAACAUCGCAGCAACAAUUAUCGUUUCAGCAAACGCAACAACAAUCGCAGCACCAGCAGCAGUCGCAGCAACAGCAGCCAUCGUCGGCAACGCCGACACCUACCAGUGCCAACCCACCGGGUAGCAAUCGAAGCUCGCCCCAUCCGUCGCCCCUUUACCCGGGGAUGCCCCAGCUGAAUCAGAGCAACGGUAACUCUCAAGAAGUAAAUGUUAAACAGUUUUUACAUGUCUUUAAAAAAAUGGCCCACAAACUAAAUGGCUCUAUCAUGGACAUCACUGAUCUUGCUCUUGGGAAAAUAAGAAUGGCAGGUUAG
Messenger RNA from Copidosoma floridanum, 759 nucleotides. RefSeq names its product phosphatase and actin regulator 3. NCBI's taxonomy places the organism in Eukaryota, Metazoa, Arthropoda, Insecta, Hymenoptera, Encyrtidae. The record is from RefSeq and is a predicted model, not a curated record. Gene Ontology annotation, molecular function: actin binding. Gene Ontology annotation, biological process: actin cytoskeleton organization.